Prinia subflava (tawny-flanked prinia) is the source of this 5083-nucleotide messenger RNA. RefSeq lists its product as uncharacterized. The record is from RefSeq and is a predicted model, not a curated record. Gene Ontology annotation, biological process: protein autophosphorylation. Gene Ontology annotation, molecular function: protein serine/threonine kinase activity; ATP binding. Gene Ontology annotation, cellular component: cytoplasm. The coding region runs from base 1 to 3261 and encodes 1086 amino acids. NCBI's taxonomy places the organism in Eukaryota, Metazoa, Chordata, Aves, Passeriformes, Cisticolidae. The transcript is spliced from 22 exons.
AUGCCGGCGUUGGCCGAGGCCGGGUUCCGGGUGCUGGCGCUGGGGAUGAAGGGGUACGGAGAGUCCACGGCACCGCAGGAUGCAGCCAUGGACCAGACACAAGAGCAGGAGCCCGCCCGUGGCCGCUUCCGCAGGACACUGAAGAUGUUCCGGAAGUUCCUGCGCAUUCGACGUGGAAAGACCAGCAGCACAGCAACUGAGGGCACAGCACAGCUUAACUCUAGGCUGACUAAGUCCCAGGCAGAGCCUGAUGUCAGCACAGAUUCGACUGCACGCUCAGAAAAUUUUGACACUGUGCCAGCCAUUGUAAGGAACAUUCACCGGAGACUGGCAUCCCAUGUCACUGUGAAUGCCAGGCUGCAAAUUGACAUUGUGAGGCUGGCUGAAGAGCAUCCAGCUGAUGUGGUGCUGACCCUCCUGCACUGUGCCCCAACGUGUGACAGAGCUGCUGCCAUGAUCUGGAGAACCAUAGGCUCAUCGGGACCAACAGUGGAGAAGGUGCUGCCACCACUGGUCUGUGUAAUGGAGCACUGGCCACUGUACAGAAUGUGCACCUCUGAUGGGGACAACAAGGACGUUUUUGCCCUGGCUUGUGACAGAGAGGUGAUGGCCAUGGAGCGCAAGCGUGGCUGGGACACGCUGCUCUGUGCUGACACCCAGCACUAUGCCAUGGGUCUGCUGGCCAGGGAGAUGCGCCGUGUCUUGAUCCCUUUGUGUUCCUGCAUUGCACUUCACCUGCUCCGCCUGCUCAGCAUGAAGCAGCCAAGCUGGGAUCUGCCUUUACUGGCAUUCCUUGUGGAGGUCCUCGAGUGCAUGGAUUUGACUCGAUGCCACGCCAGCAUCCUCAGGGUCAUGUCGAGGUACCUGCUGGGCAAUUGCAGGCAGAGAUGUCCCCUGGCGCUCAGAGGCCUCGUGGUGCUCAGCAAGGAUCCCUUCAUGGCCAGAAUAAUGUGCAGUCUGUCUUCAAGCCUUCUGGAGCUGCUGGAUGAUGCAGAUGGAGAGGUGGUCAGCAUGUCCCUCUGUGUGUUCACGAAUGUGUUCAAUAACAAAGGCAUCCGGGUAUCGAGCACCACUGCCCCAAAGCUGGCUGAGGCACUUCUGGAGCUCUUUAACCACGACAAUAGCCACGUACAAGUGCUCUCCAUUCACCUCUUCUGUAAGGUGAUGGAGUUGGUAGUGGAAGAGGGAAAAAAGCCUCUGAAGGAAUUUGUCAACAAGGGCCUGUACACACUUUUCAUCUACUGCCAUGAUAAGAACCAGCAGGUGGCAAAGGCCUCUCGGGAAACGCUGCAUUGUGCGGCCGGGUUCUUGAAGAGGAGGAAUCUCGAGAAGCUACUGAAGAAGGAGCAGUUGAAGAUCGAUGAGUGUCUGCUGGCAGAGGACAGGAGCCGAGCGGCCGAGCACCUGCGCCGGGUGCUGCCGUACCUGCAGAAGCCACAGGAGCCCCUGCGAGCGGCGGCCAUCAGGUUCAUGGGAAGGGUCUGGCGGCGCCGGAGGGGGCAGCAGGAAGAGCUCCAGGCCCUCAGGGAGGGCCUUCAAGCCCCAAGGAACAGUGCCAGCCCAUCCUGUUCGAUUACUGAAAAUCGUACCCAGUUUGCCCUAGGAGCUAAAGAAGCAGGGAAUGUGUCCCGGCAGUGUGUGAGCCUGAGCAGGGACAAUGCAGAGCAGCAAGCGAGGGGAUUCCUCUGGCACAGCGCAGGAGUCAGGACUCUGGGUCUGGGCUGCACAGGGCCAAGUUCCCGUGUUUGGACAGGCUCAGGGGCUGCCCCCGGGGCGCGCGGGGCUCGGCCGUGGAACGGACACGCGGACAAACGGCCCCGGGGCUUCGGCGGCAGCGGCGGUAGCGGCGGCAGCGACUCCACAGAGUCUACGAACUCUGCGACCCUCCUCAUCUCUCGUUCCUCCUCUCCCUAUUCCACAUUCCUGCACUCUCUCCUGGUGUCCCUUUCCCGGUCUCCCCAGCCCCUCUCGGUGUCCCCGUCCCGGCUUUUCCCUCUCCCCCUGCCGGGCCGGGCCAUGCCCCCGGCCCGUCCCCGGCCCCGGGCGGGGCUGCCCCGUCCCCGUCCCCGGGCGUCCCGCCGCGGUCUCGCCUGGGCCCGGCUCUGGCCGUGCUGGAGGUGGCGCUGUUGGGCCGGGAUCAGUGCCUGGGGCUGGGGCGGCAUCGCCACCCUUUGGCUGCGCCUGGGCCGGGCACGGCCUCGGCCCCGGUGCCGACCCCGAGCCCGGCGCCGCCUCCUCCCGGGCCCCGCGGAGGACACACGCGGCGCGGCCGCUCCCGCCGCCUCCGCUGCGGCUUCCCCGGCCCGAGCUCCGCCGCUCGGCAGCGCAGCCGCCGGCCCCGAACCGCCGGGGCCCGGCGCGGGUAGGGAUGCCCGGCCCGGGCCGCUCGGGGGGCGCUCGGGGGCCGUGUCUGGCCCCGGGCCGAGCGCUGACGGCCGCGUGUCGCCCGCAGGGAAGGCGCAGGAGGCCCUGCAGGACCGGUACCGGCUGGGUUCGCUGCUGGGGCGCGGAGGAUUCGGCAGCGUCUACUCGGCGACACGAGUGUCGGACGGCGCCCCGGUGGCCAUCAAAUGCGUGCCGCGGGAUCGCAUCCGGCUCUGGGGCGAGCUGCCCAACGGCGCCCGUGCGCCCCUGGAGAUCGUGCUGCUGGACAAGGUGUCCGCUGGCUGUGCGGCUGUCAUUCAGCUCCUGGAGUGGCUUGAGCUCCCCACCAGCUUCUUGUUGGUGCUGGAGCGUCCCGAGCGGUGCCAGGACCUGUCGGCUUUCUUGGCGGAGCGGAGGUUCCUGCCGGAGGAGGAGGCGCGGGCGCUGUUCCGCCAGGUGCUGGAGGCUGUGCGACACUGCACCAGCUGCGGGGUCCUGCACAGGGACAUCAAGCCUGAGAACAUCCUGCUCGACCUGGCCACAGGAGAGCUCAAACUCAUCGACUUUUGCUGUGGCGCCUUCCUCCAAGACACAGCCUACACCCAAUUUGCAGGAACCCUGUCCUACAGCCCACCAGAGUGGAUCCACCAGCAGCGCUACCACGGCGAGGCAGCAACGAUCUGGUCCCUGGGCCUCCUGCUGUACCACCUGGUCGUGGGGAAACACCCGUUCAGGAGGGGCCAGCAGAUCAUCUGGGGCCGCAUCUUGUUCCCACGAUGGCUCUCUCCAGAGUGCCAGGAUGUCAUUAAGAGGUGUUUGUCCAUGCAACCCUUGGACAGGCCAUCCUUAGAAGACCUCUUCAAUGAUCCUUGGCUGCAGGGUGUUCAUCUGCCCUAGAAGAUGGGAGAGGUCCAUGUGCACAAUUGGAUCCAAAACCUGGCAGGGAAGGAGGAGGCCCUGGAGAAGCUCUGUCAGGUGGGGCUGCUGCUGGAGACACCAAGGACAACCUCAGGGAUGACAAUCUCUUCCUCCACCUGGUCACCAGCAGCUGAAGAUGAUGGAGUUUGAUUCUGGCACCUUCUUCAGAGACAUGCUCCAUGCCCAAUCUGCAGGAGUGCCACAACUGAGCAAAACCUGGCGAGUGGAUGGUGUUCCUAAGGCAGUGCAGUCUGGAGCUGAUGGAUGAAGAAUUAAUUGCCCUUCUGCACCUCGAAACCAGAGCAACAAGCUAAAAACUUUCCUAAGAAAGGAGUGUCCUUUGCUGCUGGUUCCCGUGUGGAGCAGCUCCCUUCCCGCUGGCUGAGCUGCUCAGGCACAGCCCGGCAGCUCCUGGCCCUGCAGGGCUGAGGCUUUUCCCCGGUGCUGGGCACAGACUGAUGGAGCAGCACUGCUCAACACGGGCACACACAGAGGGAGCAGAAGCAGCUGCCUUUGCCCACCUGCAGCUCCAGGGCCCAAACUCUGAGCACACAGGGCUGGAAGGGACUGGCAGGUUCCCUGUUUGCUGUGCUGCCCCACUUGUGGCCAGCCCAGCUCUGCAGCCCUGGGCUUUGUGCAAGGAACAGAGGUGAGGACUCCCUCUCCAUGUGCAGCUUCCAGAUGGAAAAGGCUGCUGUGAGCAGGCAGCUCCAAGGGCAGAGAAAGGAGGGUCUCCACCACUGGAUCUGUGCCACUUCCACCGUCCUGGGCAGCAGCCACUGAGCCCAGGGGAACAGAGGGCACAGCAAGAGGGACAAAACCAGGCAGGGUCAGAGCCUGGGAGGAGCCAGAGCUGGGAGCAGGAACAGCUGCUCCAUUGCACUCUUGGAGAAAGCUCUGGGCUGUUUCUGAGCGCUGAAAGGCGUGAAGGGCAGAGAGGAGGCCACAGCAAACAAUGCUCCUGUUUCCACACUCUCCCCUCUCAGUGUCCCAGAAGGAAUUGCAUGAACUGUGUUCUUCUCUCGGAGUCGUCUCGUUCAGCAUGAGCAGCUUUGCACCAGGAGCUGAAGGAGCUGAAGCCUUAGGCCACAAGAGCUGAGCAAGAGGGAACUUUUUGACCAAAGUGAUGCUGCUAACAUGGACCUGACUGAAUGCAGCAGAUAAAAUCAUGGAAAUACAGAAUCCUUCCUGUUGGAAAAGACCUCUGAGCUCAUCAAGUGGAAGUGUUAAACCAGCAGUGUCAAGCCCAGCACUAAACCCUGAAGAGCCAGGCCUGGACAAGAGGCCUGAGUGAGGCCUGAACAACAGGCCCUGAGCCAAAGGUGACCUCUGGAUGAACCUCCCAACCAAAGGGUAUCUUUGUAUCUGCUCCUUAACAAAAUAUGCAUGGUUAUUAGCCUUGUACUAGAUGUAUCCACUCCUUAGUGAAACAGGUCAUGAUCUUUCUGUAUUUAGAAGCCAGACAAGGCCAUGAAAUCUGACAUCUGGCCUUGUCUGGGGCUGUAUGGUCAAAGGCAACUCCCUUGGUUCCUCCUUGGGCCCUGGCCAGGCUUUGGGAGGGACCCAAGAGGAGGAUGAAACCAGAUGUUCCUGCACUAGAAAUGCUGUCAGUUUGUUUAUCCAUCUCUAUCAAAGCUGGGCUCUCUCACAGCCAAGCUGGAGCCUCACCUGUGGCUGGAGGCACCUGCAGGAAUUCCCAGUGUCCAGGAGUGGCUCUGCAGUCCUUGGCUGUGACAGCUUCCCCCAGCUGAUGUGUGGGUGUGGGUGAUGGGAAAGUGUGAGGGCAACUGGUGAUGGAUCU